Molecule: messenger RNA, 1929 nt
Organism: Haliotis rubra (blacklip abalone)
Lineage: Eukaryota; Metazoa; Mollusca; Gastropoda; Lepetellida; Haliotidae
Product: acid-sensing ion channel 1-like
Exons: 9
Coding region: 34-1566 (510 amino acids)
Biological process (GO): sodium ion transmembrane transport
Cellular component (GO): membrane
Molecular function (GO): ligand-gated sodium channel activity
Source: RefSeq, a predicted model, not a curated record
CUCUCUGUGUCAACACAUUGUAUUUGCCACAGAAUGAGUGUACACGCAGACAAGAGCGACUCGAGUCCGGUGCUGUCAGACAGGGCGGACCCUGAGGGGGGAAGGGGAGUCGCCGAGACGGCCGUCGUCGAGGGAGUUGCUGAUAACGAAGCCUACGUUCCAGACGCCAAUGCUAAGGAGCGGACUGAGAUGCAGAGCAUGAAGUCAGUGACGUACAACAAGCCAGAGGGCAACGUGGAGGACACGACCAGCAUCAGAGACCUGGCCAUCAAGUAUGCUGCCAAGUCAACCGUGCACGGACUACCUUCAACAGUGGCCAAUUCCAUAUACACUGGUCAAAGAUGUUUUUGGUUUCUCAUGGUGUUCUCAAUGGCGGCGUCUCUGAGUGUAGUGAUAGGCAUGCAGUUAAAGAGCUACUAUGAGUGGCCAACUGUCAUCAAUAUACAGGAAACCCCCAUGAGUGCCUUUGACAUUCCGGAAGUGACGAUAUGUGGCCAGGAACCAAUGGCAUUCACCUUUUACAGUGACGUGUGGAAGGAUAAAGUUCAAGAUUUCAGAAUGAUGAACCUUGCUGUCCACACAGAGACACUGGUGCUGUCGAAUGCCCCUGGCUGUAAUGAUACUGACCAAUCUGGCCAGUGUUUGCUGGACAAGGCUAACAGCACAGAACGAACUCGACUUCUUACGUCAUCUCUGGACAGAGGCGGCUGGAACUUCCCUGAUUCUGAGUUUUACAAGAAGGUGGUGACAGACAUGGGCGUCUGCAACACGUUCAAGACGUCGGAGCUUCUGAAGGUUCUUGAGGCAAAGAAUGUCAGUUUGGAUUCAGCUGAAGUGCCGUUGGAUAUCGUGUUAGCUGUGAAACCUAGUUUCACCUGGUCGUUCCCGGGACACAGAGUGGGUUUACAGGUCACUCUUCAUACGAAGGAUGAAACACCGUUUCCAAGAAAGAAAAAAGUUUUCGUACCCGUCAACACCAGCUGUCGCAUCAAGUACAAAAAAACCAUUAGAAGGGCCCUGACAACACCAUACAAGUCGUUCACGGGAGAGCAGUGCAUAGACACGGAAGUUCCCAGCUUCGUGAACCCUCUGACUAGAUACAGCACAUACACCGAAGAAUCGUGUCUUGCCGAGUGUUUUGUCAACUUUACCAUCGCCCAUUGUGGAUGUCGGUAUUAUCUUCAUCCAGGUGAUGAGAAGAUGUGUUCAUCGAAGGUCACGCCCAGGUGUAUGGAAGAAUCAAGUGGAUUGUUUGGUCAGCACAACAAGAGGUGUAACUGUACCGCGCCGUGUGUGGAGACCGAGUUUGAUUCCUAUCUCUCCAGCAGUGAGAUAGUCAAGCCAGAGUAUCACAUGAUCCACCUGGAGUUGAUGAGUGCAGCUGCAGUAAAAACUGAAAUCCUCCAAGUACCGGUAUACUCCCUGGAGACAAUACUGGGUUCUAUCGGUGGAAUGAUUGGGUUGUUUAUGGGCUUCAGUCUCGUGUCCCUCAUGGAGUUUGUGGAACUCAUCGUGAUCGCAGUCACUCAGUGCUGUGCCUGCCUCAAACACAAACGUCGUCCUUGACCUUUCCACAGCUGUCCCCACCACGACGAAGAGUCUUAUUUUUUAAGUUGAGGGUAUGAAACCAAAUAAUAACCAAAACAUGUUCAGCCAGAAAGGCGACAUGCUGUACAAAAUAGAGGGAUAGAAGUUUCAUUGGGAGAGAAAAUGCGUACAGGUUGAAGUUUGAAGACGGAUUCAUGAACAAAUAAACGAAAAUAUACACAAUUAUGCGCAAGAGAAUAUUAUACGUUAAUGUGACCUUAAUAAAAAACAUUCAAACUUAGAAUAUGUGUACAAUGCAUACAUUACUUUAUUGUGGUCAACAGUUUCGGGAAAUAUAUGUUACUGAUUUAUGACAGUUAAAUAAAAUGUAUUUAUCAAUCA